Molecule: messenger RNA, 444 nt
Organism: Blepharisma stoltei
Lineage: Eukaryota; Ciliophora; Heterotrichea; Heterotrichida; Blepharismidae
Source: the annotation of a GenBank genome assembly
AUGACAUUUUGGAUAGCAACAGAAAGUAAAAAUAUUUAUGCUUCAGAGCCUAAAAAGAAGCCUAAAGCUGUAAAAAAUAUGAAAAAGAGAAAAACUCCAAAGAAAUUGGUGAGAAACUUCCAUCCCCGUUGUAGAGGAUGAAGGGUAAGUCAUUGGCGCAAAAUGAGAUGGGAGUAUAAUGGAUGAGACUCAUCACAAUUUAUGGAUUUCCCUUCUCACUUAAGCUACGGGGAAAAUGCUGAAAAAGAAAUUAAAAACGCCCGAGCAAAAAUAGAAGAAAAUAAGGAUUUGGAGCAAAAACUUACAGAAAUAAAAGAGUCUAAUAAAGAAAAGAAACUUGAUAAGGCAAAAAAAUAUAAAAGGCGAGGAGAAUAUUUAGAUGUUUAUAAGUUUAAGCUGUCAACCAUUGAAGAUGCUAUGCUGGAAAUAUUGUCAAAGAUAUAA